CUGAACUUGAGCUUCGAUAGCUGGCACGGGACGAAGCGAGGCACACACACACGAGUUGAGCGAGUUCAUGUUGGACGACCGUAUGAUAGACACCCCCCUUCGUAUGGACUGAGCUCCUUUUCCAAUUCUCGAGAGCCCUCGUCUGUUUUCCUGCCGUCUGCUGUCCCAUUUUCUCCUCCCUCUCCCUCUUGGCCGCUGCGCCAUGCGCACGCGCACGCGCACACCAGCCUCUGCCCAACAUGACUGAAGUCGCUGUGAACGGCGCCGCCCCGGCCCUUGACCUCAAGGCUACCAGGGCCGCCCUGACAUCCUCCUCGACCUCGUCUAGAAUCGCUUCACUGCGAGCCGUCGACGACAAACUCUCUCAAAACGCUCUCGAUAAACAAAUACAAUUGCAGCUCCUCAAGCUCUUGUUCUGGACGCACUCCUUCUACCGCGACAGGGCCUCACGUCUGGCUGUGCAACAAUGCCUCGUAUCUAUCUGCAAGGAGGGGGAUGCCGAACUCUUGGAGCCUCUCGUGGCCGCGAUCCGACGAGAAAGCCCCAAGGCCGGCAUUGCUCCGAGCAAUGCGUUUGUGUUGGUUGAAUGGUGCAGCAUCCUGGUGCAAAACCUGGCUGGUACGCCUCUCUGGGACAAGUUCGGCAAGGAAAUCACGUUGGCCACGGCUGAGGCUUUGGACAAAUGCUGCUCUCCUACAGCCAAGGCUGGACUCGCCCACUCGGCUCUUGUGGUGACUAGGCGUGGCUACCGCAAAUUGUUCACCGCGUCCGAGAACAGAGAGAAGACAAUCACCGAGUCUGUCCAGUCGCUGUCCGCAAAGGCUGCCCAACCCGCGCCCAAGAACGCAAUCAUGCUCGGCGUCGUAGCAGGAGUAUGCUCGCGGCAACCUGAAUCGAAGCCAAUCCUGGAGAAGCUCAAGUCUGAAUACUUCACCUUCUAUACGCGAGAGAUCGUCGGCUCCAAGUCUCCAGUUCCGAAAUAUCUUGCCGCCGGCCUAGGCGACUUCUUCUCCGACUUCGUGACCCCCGAGGAGCUUGAGAAGGAGGUGGUUGCGUCGCUGAAAAAGGGGCUGUUGCGGGCCCCCGAGGUGGUUUUGAACGACCUCAUCACUCCUUUGAUUUCGAGCUUACCGACCGACUGGGAUCUGUCCAACGUUCUACACGGACACCUGCUCAAGCCGCUUCUGUCCAAUCUCCAAUCGUCCAACGCAGUCAUCCGCGCAGGCUCUGUGAACGCCUUCCGCGUGAUCGCGGAACGUUGCCGUGAUGCCGGCGUGAUGGAAAAGGUCGCCGACGACAUUCUUGCGCCACUCAAGGCAGGAAAGCUUGCAUCGCCUGAUCACAGAGUCCUGCAUUGCGAGUUUCUGCUUGCAUUGCCUGUAUCUGGAGGGAUUUCCGGAAAGAUCGUCGCCGCCUUGCCUACACCGAUUGGGAAGGAAGGCAACGAAGCGGCCUUGAAUGCUGAGGCGUCGGCCCUGAGCAGGGCUGUGAAAGCCCUUCUUGCUGAGGAAUCAGAGCUCCCCAAAGCCGUGACCGAUGCUUUUUCAAAGGGCCUUGCUGACAAGAAGCUGACCUCACGUCGCAUCUGGAACAUGAACGCCGGAGACAUCCUGAAUUCGUUCAAGUCUGAUGACACACGAACAUCGGCUUUCGUCAAAUUUGCCGAGUCGACUCUGCCUGCUCUUUUGGACAGCUUUAACGACGUGAUUGGAAACUCUUUGAAAGCGUCACAGGAUGGUACAAUCAUAGCGGCCUACGUUGUCUGUGCGGUUGCGCCUCUCAUUCUCAAGGAUGAGAGCAACGAGAAGUUAAGAGCUUUGUCAAAAAAGUUUUCCGUCUCGAAGCAGUGCCUGGAGUUUCAGCCCAAGCCUUCAUUCCUCCUUAACCCCCGUGUCUAUACGAAGAUCUCGUCGGACGAUGAUGCGCGGUGGCUUCUUAGAGCGUUGUCAGCCGUUGCUCCUUCGCUACCCGCUGACAAUUCUUCGGGCAUUGGUUCUGCGUGGGCUCAUGCCUUCUUCUAUCUCAUUUGCUCAACAACAGCAAGCCCCCAGCUUCGAAAAGAAGCCGCCGACCAACUUUCUACCUUGUAUCUCGCUGCGCCAGGCAAGGUAGCAGGCGUUGUUGUUGGUGGAAUUUGGUCUUGGAUCCAGGGUGUCGAAACCACCGACAAGGAGAGCGCCCCAGUACUGGCAAAGAUCGACAAUAGCAACCUGCAUACGGUUCUCAGAUCAAUUUGCGUAGUCCCAGCGGACCUGCAGAGAGCUUCUGUAGCUCUCAGCCAGGAAGAGCUUGAGCAGCAACUGUGCUCUAUACUCGUCUUCACAAGGUCUCGUCUCAUACCUCGCAUCUCAUGGAUUGAGAUAUGCCUGCGAACCGGAGUAGAUCCGGGUGAGUUGACAAAGAAACAUGAGAAAACUCUGCUAGAAGAGAUCGUCAAACACUCCGACUUCUCCCAGCCGCUCUCUGUCAAGGAAGCUUCUUAUGAUGCUGCCGCUGAACUCGCGUUUGUUGCACCGGACACUAUAACGCCGCGCAUAGAGGAGUUGAUCAGAAAAGAUCUGGAUGUGGCCAAGCUUGAGGAUAUUGGUCCCAUGGAAGCAGCUAUCUUCCGCACGCCUGAGGGGACGGCCUUCGUCGAUGUCUUGGCCAAGAAGGCGAAUGAGGUGCCAAACAAGAACCAAAAAGACUACGACACUCUCAAGUGGGAAGAAGAGUUGAGGGCCCAAUUAGCAGCCAAGAAGGGUCUACAAAAGAAGCUUACCGCCGAGGAGCAAGCAAAGGUCAAUGCACAGCUCAAGAAGGAGUCACAGAUCCGAGAGAGGGUCCAGGAAGCUGCUGCUCAACUGCUGCGAGGUAUAGGAGUGGUUCAUGCCCUGGCUACCGGCCCACCCACGGAUGCGUCUCUCUGGAUGGGCACGGCUGUUGAUUCGCUCUUAAAAGCACUUGAUGCGGGUGCAGGCCUGAUCACAGGAGACGCUGCACCAUUAGCCUACAUCGCGUUGGCUCAGAGGAUCUCAGACAGGCUGGGCUCUAUGCGACCAUUCGUUGGUGUUGCGACUUUGAGAGCCCACGAGGUCAGCGCGCUUCCCGAAAACUUGACGCAGGAGAGCUUCGAGGACCUUGUCACCCGCGUGUUGUAUCGCCUGAGGUUUGCAGGGGAGCAACGGCCCUUCGACACCGUGUCGCUGAUCUACAUUCUGCCGUUGAUACUCUCCGUAAUCCGGAAGGGCGGCUUUGGUGCCACAGCGGAUGAUCGUGAUGCGCAACUGGUGUUGGCCAUUGAGUUCAUACAAUUUCACACAGAUGUCUGCGAAGACGUGACGGUGCCUCGAGCCGAACUGUUGUCCGCGCUCAUUUUCUCGAUGCAACAAUAUGCGCAGCAUUACAAGAUCGCAAAAGACUGCUUUGCGGAUCUUGUGCGCUGCAUUGCGCCGAACAUCAGUCAUGACGAGCUUGGUGUUCUCUGCCGUGGCGCAAUCGUUCCACAAACAUCAGUGAGAACUACUGUUCUCCAGAGCAUAAGUGCCGAGGUAGAUAUGACCGAACUUGGAUUCUCAGAAGAGAUCUGGCUGGCCUGCCACGACGACAUCGACGAAAACAAAGAGUUCGGUAAAGAAAUCUGGCAGGAAAGCGAAUACCAAGUGUCGGCCGAGGUCCCCUUCAAGACUCUCUCAUAUGUAGAGAGCAAGGACGGCCAGCUUCGUCGGGCCGCUGCAAGGUCUCUGGCUGAAGCGGUCCACGCCCACCCGUCAACGAUGCAGGGAGUGCUCGAGCAGCUUCGGACGUCCUACGUUGAGUUGGCCAAGCCUCGGAAGCAGGAACUGGAUGCAUUUGGCAUGCCCAAGAAGAUGGACUUGGCCGAUCCCUGGGAGGCCAGACAUGGCAUUGCAGUCGCUUUCAAAGAGCUCGCGCCCCACCUGGAGAAGUCGAAGCUGGACGACUUCUUCUCAUUCCUGAUCCAGCAGGGCCCUCUUGGGGAUCGCAAUGCUGCAGUCAGAAGCGAAAUGCUGGAGGCUGCGAACAAUGCCAUCACGAUUCACGGAAAGACAAUUUUGGACAAGCUCAUGCAGACGUUUGAGCAGACUUUGGAGGUCCCAGACAGAGGCUCAGAAGCGGGUGACAGAGUGAACGAGGCAGUGAUCAUUAUGUAUGGUACACUUGCUCGUCAUCUGAAGCCAGGCGACAAGAAGAUCGCUACUGUCAUUGAACGACUUCUGGCCACGCUGAACACACCGUCCGAAACCGUGCAAUACGCUGUGGCCGAAUGUCUGCCGCCACUUGUCCGAACGUGUGGUGAUAAAUCGUCCAAGUAUUUUGACCAAGUUCUGGAGACUCUUCUCACCUCCAAGAAGUAUGCCGAACAACGUGGUGCCGCCUACGGUCUUGCUGGUCUGGUCCUCGGAAGGGGAAUCACUUCCUUGAAGGAUUACCGGAUUAUGAGCACUCUGAAGGGUGCAAGUGAGAACAAGAAAGAAGUCAAUCAAAGGGAGGCUGCGUUACUAGCAUACGAGCUUCUGUCGACCAUUCUUGGACGCUUGUUCGAGCCGUACGUCAUUCAAAUAGUGCCGCAGCUGCUCACUGGUUUUGGCGAUGGAAACGCGAAUGUUCGUGACGCCUCUCUGGCGGCCGCGAAAGCAUGCUUCGCCCAACUGAGUUCUUAUGGUGUCAAGAAGAUCUUGCCCACUCUUCUGUACGGUCUUGAAGAUGAUCAAUGGCGAAGCAAGAAGGGUGCCUGUGAUCUCCUCGGAGCCAUGGCCUACCUGGACCCAGAGCAGCUGGCUAAUAGCUUGCCUGAGAUCAUCCCACCACUCACUGCGGUGCUAAACGACAGUCACAAGGAGGUCCGUUCUGGUGCCAAGCAGAGUCUGAAGAGAUUCGGUGAGGUCAUCAACAACCCGGAAGUCAAGAGUCUUGUCGACAUCCUUCUCAAGGCCCUGAGCGACCCUACCAGAUACACUGACGAUGCACUGGACUCGCUUAUCAAAGUACAGUUCGUUCAUUAUCUGGACGCGCCAUCCCUGGCCCUCGUCAGUCGUAUCUUGCAGCGUGGUCUAGCAGACAGGUCCAACACAAAACGCAAGGCAGCCCAGGUUAUCGGCAGCUUGGCGCAUCUCACCGAGAAGAAGGACAUUCUUGCCCAUCUCCCUGUCCUGGUCGCAGGUCUGAAGCUGGCCAUAGUCGAUCCUGUACCCACAACUCGGGCUACUGCUUCGAGAGCUCUUGGAUCACUCGUCGAGAAACUCGGAGAGGACGCCUUGCCAGACCUCAUCCCUCAACUCAUGCAGACUCUCAAAUCCGACACUGGUGCCGGCGACCGUCUUGGUUCGGCGCAAGCCUUGUCCGAAGUCUUGGCUGGAUUGGGAACCUCGAGGCUCGAGGAGACACUACCCACAAUCCUGCAAAAUGUCGAUUCCUCCAAGUCUGCUAUCAGGGAAGGUUUCAUGUCCCUGUUCAUCUUCUUGCCCGUAUGCUUUGGAAACAGCUUUGCCAACUAUCUCGGCAAGAUCAUCCCACCUAUCCUAUCUGGUCUGGCAGAUGAAGUCGAAUCGAUCCGCGAAACGGCACUGCGUGCUGGUAGGCUGCUUGUCAAGAACUUCGCUGUUCGUGCUGUAGAUCUACUGCUUCCCGAACUCGAACGUGGUCUCGCCGAUGAUAGCUACAGGAUUCGUCUCAGCUCAGUUGAACUGGUCGGAGAUCUUCUCUUCAACCUUACAGGUAUCACUGGGAAGGAGGAUGUGGAGGACAUGGAGGAAGAGGCUGUCCGCGAGCACGGUGCGAAUCUCCGUGAAGUUCUUGGUGAAGAGAAGCGCAACAAGGUCCUCUCCGCGCUUUACAUCUGCCGCAAUGAUACGGCUGGUGCAGUCCGAUCUGCUGCCAUCGGCGUUUGGAAGGCCCUGGUGUCUAGUCCCAAGACUCUUAAGGAGCUGGUACCGACCCUCACCCAGCUCAUUAUCCGCCGCCUUGGCAGCUCAAACAUGGAGCACCGUGUCAUCGCCAGCAACGCUCUGGGAGAGCUUAUUCGCCGAGCUGGUGACGGCGUGCUCUCAAGCUUGCUGCCAACUCUCGAGGAAGGUCUCCAAAUCUCCACCGAUACUGAUGCUAGACAAGGUAUCUGCCUGGCUCUGAAGGAGCUGAUAGCAUCUGCUUCCGAGGAGGCUCUGGAGGACCACGAAAAGGUGCUGAUUUCUGUCGUCCGGACCGCACUUACCGACUCAGACGAGGAAGUCCGCGAGGCUGCUGCCGAAGCAUUCGAUUCGCUGCAACAGAUCCUUGGCAAGCGUGCCGUUGACCAAGUCUUGCCUUUCUUGCUCAACCUUCUACGAUCUGAAGAGGAUGCGGACAAUGCGCUGCAGGCCCUUUUGACGCUUCUGACGGAGACGACUCGGUCCAACAUCAUCCUUCCGAACCUUAUCCCGACUCUCAUCGCCCCUCCAAUUUCAGCAUUCAAUGCGAAGGCACUGGCGUCUCUGUCCAAGGUGGCUGGCGCGGCUAUGAACCGCCGCCUGCCUGGCAUUAUCAACUCGCUCAUGGACAACAUCAUCAAUGCUACGGACGAUGAAUUGCGUGAGGAUCUUGACAAGUCGUUCGAUACUGUCAUCUUGUCUAUCGACGAGUACGAUGGCUUGAACACGACCAUGAAUGUUCUGCUGCAGCUCAUGAAACACGAGGACCACCGAAAGCGAGCGUCCACUGGGCGACACCUCGCCACGUUCUUCGCCCAAGCGGAUGUAGACUACUCUCGCUACAAUCAGGACAUUAUCCGUUCCCUCCUCAUCUCUUUCGAUGACCGAGACAAGGACGUUGUCAAGGCAGCUUGGGGCGCUCUGAGCGAGUUCACUAAGCACCUGAAGAAAGAAGAGAUGGAGGCAUUGGUACCAUCCACAAGACAGACUCUGCUUCAAGUCGGCACUGCUGGCUCUAACCUCCCAGGUUUCGAGCUUCCAAAGGGUAUCAACGCUAUCCUGCCCAUUUUCCUGCAAGGUCUCAUGAAUGGAACCCCCGACCAGCGCACCACAGCUGCUCUGGCGAUCUCAGACAUCGUCGACAGGACGAGCGAGGCCUCGCUCAAGCCUUUCGUCACACAGAUUACGGGCCCCCUCAUCCGUGUCGUCUCGGAGCGGUCCACCGACGUCAAGUCUGCCAUUCUCCUGGCCCUCAACAACCUUCUGGAGAAGAUGCCUACCGCACUCAAGCCUUUCUUGCCUCAACUCCAGCGCACUUUUGCCAAGUCUCUGGCGGAUACCUCUAGCGAGCUGCUCCGUACUCGUGCGGCAAAGGCCCUUGGCACUCUGAUCAAAUUCACUCCACGUGUCGAUCCCCUCGUCGCGGAGCUUGUCACUGGGUCCAAGACAUCCGACCCUGGUGUCAAGACUGCCAUGCUCAAGGCUCUCUACGAGGUUGUCAGCAAGGCCGGCGCCAACAUGGGUGAAUCAUCCCGCACGGCCGUCUUGGGUCUCAUCGACACAGAUCCCGAUGAGAGGGACGAUAACAUGACAAUUACCAACGCAAAGCUGCUCGGCGCCCUGUUGAAGAAUGUCCCAGAGGAUGUGGCUCAGAGUCUGCUGAAGAGCCGUGUGAUGACUACCAACUUCAGCCACUCAUCGGUGCUGGCGCUCAACGCAGUGCUGUUGGAGUCGCCAUCAUUGUUGCUGGAAAGCCCACUGGCUGAUGACUUGCCCGACCUGCUGACCCAGGGCAUGUCUCACAAGGAGCCCUUCAUCGCCGAGAACUUCAUCCUCGCGACCGGAAAGUACCUCCUGUCUGACUCGCCGAAGUCAUUCGAAUCAACGAAGGCCAUCUUCGAGUCUCUUGCAGCCCUGGUUCCUCCCGGCGAACCAGCCGACUCUCGCCGCCUGUCCCUGGUCGUCAUCCGCACGGUCUCGCGCGCGCACAUGGACAUGGUCCGUCCGCACCUGCCGCUCCUCGCGCCUCCAGUGUUUGCAUCGGUGAGAGAUAUGGUCAUCCCGGUCAAGCUCGCGGCAGAGGCGGCGUUUGUGGGUCUAUUCAACGUGGUAGAUGAGGAGAGUAAGGUUUUCGACAAGUUCAUCGCAGGCGACGGUGCCGCCAACCUGCCAGCUAACACCAAGAGGAGCAUGGGCGACUACUUUAAGCGUGUGGCACUGAGGCUGGGAAGCCAGGCGAGGGAGAGGAGAGAGGCGGAAGGUGGUGUCUCUGGCACCCUGGGCCUGACGGGCGAUGAAGUGGAGGACGAGAAGGAGAUCUGGAGCGUAGGCAAGGUGGAUGUUGGCGGGGACGUGUUUGGGAAGGAAUAGGCGGUUGAGCAUUGUAUUUUCUGCAAAAGUUGUUUGGCCGUGAUUUGAUUUGAUUUGUUUUUUUCCCCCGCAUUGCUAGGGGUGUAAAUGAUUGAAAAGUACAUGUUUGCCGCAUCGCAUCAAGCUCUGGGGAUUGCAUAUCUCAACGUAACUCGGAAUUUGGGGGAGGUACUGUACUUGAAUGCAUUUUACCAUCAUUCCGAA
This is a messenger RNA of Diaporthe batatas, 8477 nucleotides long. RefSeq lists its product as uncharacterized. The record is from RefSeq and is a predicted model, not a curated record. Gene Ontology annotation, molecular function: protein kinase regulator activity; protein binding. Bases 240 to 8273 code for a protein of 2677 amino acids. The transcript has 4 exons. Gene Ontology annotation, cellular component: cytosol. Gene Ontology annotation, biological process: regulation of translation; cellular response to amino acid starvation. NCBI's taxonomy places the organism in Eukaryota, Fungi, Ascomycota, Sordariomycetes, Diaporthales, Diaporthaceae.